AAGGGAAAGAAAAUUUCAAUAGGAGAUGCACAAUUUGCUUCUUCUCCAAUCUCUGCGAGAAAAACUACUUGUAAAACAAUAUUUCUUCUUUCGCUUCCUUUUCUCGAACUUUCUCUUCUGCCAGUUUUUAAAUUCGUUUCAAUCAAAAUCUAAAUCAAAAUCGUAUACUUCCGGGCCUUUUUUGGCUAAAAGAAGCUCUUUUUUCAUCUAAAUAAUUGGUUAAAUAGAAUUCUGAUCGGCCAUGGCUGCAAAGAUUCUUGCCAACUUAAUUGUAAUGGGCUCCGGUAUAUUGGCUCGUGCUGUUGUUCAGGCAUAUCGUCAAGCACUUGCAAAUGCUUCAAAAUCUGGUGUUGCCCAGGAGACACUACAAAAUGCUGCCCGCCGAGCUAGCAAAGUCAUGACCGAGCAAGAGGCUAGGCAGAUUCUUGGUGUAAGUGAGGAGACUGCUUGGGAGGAGAUAAUGAAGAAAUAUGACGUUUUAUUUGAGAGGAAUGCCAAGAACGGGAGCUUCUACCUUCAGUCGAAGGUUCAUAAGGCUAAGGAGUGCUUAGAGGCAGCCCAUCAAGGCAAAGGGGAGGGCACUCCUAGUUGAGAAUUUGUCGAGGUUUGCUCAUUGCACAUAGAGACACCUGUUUGUAUACUAAUUCUAGUCUCUGAAGAAUGGUCUAAAAGAUUUAAAUUGUAUGCAGCAGCUGUUCUACAUUUCGCUGCUCCUGGGUUCGAACGUUUAUGGAAAUUUUGUAUCAUCAAUGCUAAAGUAGUUGAGUGGUUGCGAACAACUAAAGAUUCUUAAAUCAUCUAUGCCGGCAAUGUAUCUUGAUCUAAGUGUUUGCAGUUGAUGUGCUGCAUGUUAGUUUAAUACACAGCGCGGAUUAGUUGUAAUACUAAUAAAGAAUGUGAGAAAUUAC
This is a messenger RNA of Theobroma cacao (cacao), 908 nucleotides long. Its product is annotated as mitochondrial import inner membrane translocase subunit PAM16 like 2-like. Gene Ontology annotation, cellular component: TIM23 mitochondrial import inner membrane translocase complex. The record is from RefSeq and is a predicted model, not a curated record. Gene Ontology annotation, biological process: protein import into mitochondrial matrix. NCBI's taxonomy places the organism in Eukaryota, Viridiplantae, Streptophyta, Magnoliopsida, Malvales, Malvaceae.